This is a messenger RNA of Telopea speciosissima, 790 nucleotides long. Its product is annotated as expansin-A25-like. NCBI's taxonomy places the organism in Eukaryota, Viridiplantae, Streptophyta, Magnoliopsida, Proteales, Proteaceae. The coding region runs from base 14 to 775 and encodes 253 amino acids. Gene Ontology annotation, cellular component: extracellular region. The transcript is spliced from 2 exons. The record is from RefSeq and is a predicted model, not a curated record. Gene Ontology annotation, biological process: plant-type cell wall organization.
GAAUAGCGAGAGAAUGAAGAUGGCCGAGUCUGGUUACGUUUUUUUGGUCGUGGGAAUUCUUCUGCUCAACAUUGCAGGGCUUGCAACCGGAGAUGAUGAAUGGCAUGCUGCCCAUGCAACAUUUUAUGGCGAUAUGACUGGCAGUGAAACCAUGCAGGGCGCUUGCGGGUAUGGUGAUCUAUUCAAGCAGGGUUAUGGCCUAGAGACGACGGCAUUGAGCACUGCCCUCUUCCAAGAUGGCAAGACUUGUGGAGCCUGUUUUGUGAUCAGGUGCGAUUUCAAGAACACCAAGUCAUGCUUGGCUGCAACUAUCAAAGUCACGGCUACCAAUUUCUGCCCUCCAAACUACAGCAAACCUGAUGUUCAACACUGGUGUAACCCACCACUAAGACAUUUUGAUCUCUCCAUGCCCAUGUUUCUGAAAAUUGCUCAGUAUAAAGCAGGCAUUGUUCCUAUCCGUUACCACAGGGUUCCAUGCUUUAAGACUGGAGGCAUUAAAUUCGAGAUGAAUGGAAACCCUUAUUGGAUACUUGUUCUUGUUUACAAUGUUGCUGGUGCUGGAGAUAUUAUAGAUGUGAAGGUUAAAGGAUCUAACACUGGAUGGGGAGAAAUGAAACGAAUUUGGGGCCAAAACUGGUUAACGAAUUUUCGUUUGCAAGGGCAAAGCUUGUCAUUUCAAGUGACUACUAGUGAUGGUAGGAUGGUUCAAUCCAACAAUGUUGCACCGGCUAAUUGGCAAUUUGGUCAGACUUUUGAAGGAAAACAGUUCACUUGAGAGACCUUUGAAGGA